AUGUCAUGCAUGAUUCCUCUGCUUACUUUAAUAGGUUUAAUACUUGCCCUAGGGGAAAGCGCUGCGGCCACGUUCGCUGGCCACCUUCUCUUGGCUCAAGGGGACGAUGCCCCCUUAGAGGCCUGGUUCGGAGCUGUGGCAGGAGGCGGCGCGAAGUUCCAGCAGGGCGCUCUCGGCUUCACCGCCGCAAUUGGACGCCCAAUUGAGUGCCCAAGCCUGUCAAGAUCUGGGCGGAGCGUGCGGCGCCGAGAUUUUGCGUCACCAUUUGACGCCAUCAGCCCCGCACCUGCCAACAUGGAAGGUGGCGACAGUGGCGUCGCUCUGGCUGGCCUUGGGGCUCUGGGUCCGGGAGCGGCUGCAGCGACCGUCCGGGAGCUUCUGCAGGACGAGUGUUAUAGUGACUUCUUAAAUGAAGAUUUUGAUGUAAAGGCUUAUACUUCCCAAUCUAUUCAUCAAGCUGUAAUUGCCGAACAACUUGCCAAACUUGCCCAAGGAAUCAGUCAGUUGGAUAAAGAAUUACACUUACAGGUUGUUGCAAGACAUGAAGAUUUACUGGCACAAGCAACUGGAAUUGAGUCUUUGGAAGGUGUUCUUCAGAUGAUGCAGACAAGAAUUGGGGCCUUACAAGGAGCUGUUGAUAGGAUGAAAGCAAAAAUUGUUGAACCGUACAACAAAAUAGUAGCCCGCACUGCACAACUAGCAAGACUUCAGGUUGCCUGUGAUUUGCUUCGGAGAAUAAUCCGCAUCUUGUAUCUCAGUAAAAGACUUCAAGGACAGCUGCAAGGGGGAAGCAGAGAGAUAACGAAAGCUGCUCAGAGUCUCAAUGAACUUGAUUACCUUUCUCAAGGAAUAGAUCUUUCUGGAAUAGAAGUAAUAGAAAACGAUCUACUUUUUAUUGGAAGAGCUCGACUUGAGGUGGAAAAUCAAGCUAAGCGUCUGUUGGAGCAGGGUUUGGAGACUCAGAAUCCAACCCAAGUCGGAACAGCUCUUCAAGUUUUCCAUAAUCUUGGGACAUUGAAGGAUACUAUUGCCAGUGUCGUGGAAGGAUAUUGUGCUUCUGUAGAAGAAAAUAUUAACAGUGCAUUAGACAUCAAAGUUUUGACUCAGCCUUCCCAGUCAGCUGUGAGAGGAGGUCCUGGACGAUCUACUAUGCCAACCCCAGGGCAUACUGCAGUUUUCCGUGCUUCCCUCUGGACCAACCUGGAGAAGCUUAUGGAUCAUAUCUGUACUGUCUGUGGACAGGUACAACAUCUGCAAAAAGUAUUAGCCAAGAAGAGAGACCCUGUUUCUCAUAUUUGUUUCAUUGAAGAAAUAGUUAAGGAUGGACAGGCUGAAAUAUUAUACACUUUUUGGAACUCAGUUUCUCAGUCACUUUCUUCUCAGUUUCAUAUGGCAACAAAUUCUUCUAUGUUUUUGAAACAAGCAUUUGAAGGUGAAUACCCUAAAUUAUUACGUCUUUAUAAUGAUCUAUGGAAGCGUCUUCAACAAUACAGUAAAAAUAUUCAAGGGAAUUUUAAUGCCAGUGGAACUACAGACCUCUAUGCUGACCUACAGCACUUGGAAGAUGAGACCCAAGACAUAUUCUUACGAAAAAAGCUGGAUUAUGAUCCAGAGAAGGCAUUGAAAGAUUCACUGCAACCGUAUGAAGCGGCUUAUCUAUCCAAAUCCUUAUCACGACUCUUUGAUCCUAUCAACUUGGUGUUUCCUCCGGGGGGUCGCAAUCCUCCUUCCUCGGAUGAGCUUGACAGUAUCAUUAAGACAAUAGCAAGUGAACUGAAUAUAGCUGCUGUUGAUCUAAACCUCACUUUAGCUGUGUCAAAAAACGUGGCAAAGACUGUCCAGUUAUACGGUGUCAAGUCUGAGCAGCUUCUUUCCACACAAGGAGAUGCAAGUCAGGUGAUUGGCCCUCUUACGGAAGGGCAAAGAAGAAAUGUGGCAGUAGUGAAUUCACUGUACAAGUUACAGCAGGCAGUAACAAAGGUGGUUUCCAGUCAGAGCUCAUUCCCACCAGCAGCUGAGCAAACUAUAAUGUCAGCCCUAAAGACAAUCCACGCUCUUAUGGGAAAUGCUGUGCAGCCCUUACUGACUUCAGUGGGAGAUGCCAUAGAAGCCAUAAUCAUCACCAUGCAUCAAGAAGAUUUUUCUGGCUCCUUGUCCAGCUCAGAAACAAUGGAUGUACCUUGUUCUUUGUAUAUGAAGGAGCUACAAGGUUUCAUUGCCAGAGUUAUGAGUGACUACUUUAAACACUUUGAAUGCUCGGAUUUUGUCUUUGACAAUACUGAAGCUAUUGCCCAUAGAGCAAUUGAACUUCUUGUCCGCAAUGCCAGUCUCAUAAGACCUCUUGGUCAAAAUGGAAAAAUGCGACUUGCUGCUGAUUUUGCACAGAUGGAGUUUGCUGUGGGUCCAUUCUGCAGACGAGUGUCUGAUUUAGGAAAAUCCUAUCGAAUGCUGAGAUCAUUCAGACCACUACUCUUCCAGGCAAAUGAAUGUGUGGCCAACAGCCCUGCCCUGGGUGACAUUAUUCCAUUCAGCGUUAUUAUUCAGUUUUUGUUCACGAGAGCGCCAGCUGAGCUGAAAUCCCCUUUCCAGAGAGCAGAGUGGUCCCAUGCUCGCUUCUCCCAGUGGCUGGAUGACCAUCCAUCUGAAAAGGACAGGCUCCUCCUCAUCAGGGGAGCCCUGGAAGCUUAUGUACAAUCAGUAAGAAGUAGAGAAGGCAAAGAAUUUGCACCUGUGUACCCCAUAAUGGUUAAUCUGCUUCAAAAAGCAAUGUCUACUCUUCAGUAA
Chrysochloris asiatica (Cape golden mole) is the source of this 2784-nucleotide messenger RNA. RefSeq names its product component of oligomeric golgi complex 5 (gene COG5). Gene Ontology annotation, biological process: intra-Golgi vesicle-mediated transport. The record is from RefSeq and is a predicted model, not a curated record. Bases 1 to 2784 code for a protein of 927 amino acids. The transcript is spliced from 25 exons. NCBI's taxonomy places the organism in Eukaryota, Metazoa, Chordata, Mammalia, Afrosoricida, Chrysochloridae. Gene Ontology annotation, cellular component: COG complex.